This is a messenger RNA of Colletotrichum navitas, 435 nucleotides long. RefSeq lists its product as uncharacterized. NCBI's taxonomy places the organism in Eukaryota, Fungi, Ascomycota, Sordariomycetes, Glomerellales, Glomerellaceae. The record is from RefSeq and is a predicted model, not a curated record. The annotation marks the transcript as partial. The transcript has a single exon.
CGUUCGACUCCGACGGCCAAGACCCCGGGUGCUCGUGCUGUCGGGAUACUCCCUCCUGGACAGAGCCAAACGUCAAUGUGCAGGUGUCAGGUCGUGCAUCCUGAGCUUUUUCUUCGUCCGUUUUUGUUUUGUCUUGGCUUUCCGCGCAGUUCCAGUACGCACGCUGGACAUGGUACCCUCGUUCCUCCCACUCCUCCCAGCGGAAAACAUACAUGCGUGCGCACCAUAACCUACCUGCACCUACCUCACAACGCCCAACGCAGCCAUUCUCUCGCUUACUCACUUAGCCAUUGCUACUUACUCACGGCUGCGAUGCCUUCGGUUCGAGUGAGAUAAGCUCACCCGUCUUCUCCGCCCUGUUACUCACAUGCCUCGCCGCGCACCCGACGAUUCUGCGCAUCUACAGUUUUCGCCGCCAUCUAUACUGCGAGAGAC